CCCCGCGAUACUGGACAGAGGCACAAUGCGACUUCGACUAUAGCAGUAUCACCCGGACACGUCCUAACUGCUACUUCCUCUCUGUUUCAAAACAUAAUGGCACACUCCAAGAACUUCGUAAAUCGCCAAGCGAAGGAAGAGGUGGCAGAGAAGCAUACCAAUGGGCACAUCACCGCCAAUGCGGUCGGUGAGCAGAAGACGGACUACUCACAAUGGCGGCUGAAGGAUGAAGACGGCUGCCAGACAUGGCAUUACCUAGAGACGGACGAGGAGCUCAAGGCGUGGCCGCAGAGCACCGCGGAUAAAUAUCACUUGGGUCUAGAAACGGGCCUUCCCAAGCUUCCUGCCGCGAAAACCCCCCUCGAAUCCGCCGCUAAUGGCCUCUCCUUCUUCUCACACCUUCAACUCCCGCCUGGAAACUGGGCUUGUGAAUAUGGCGGACCUAUGUUCCUGCUACCCUGCGCUGUCAUCACCUGGUAUGUCACCGAGACACCAGUCCCCGAGGCGUGGAAGAUCGAAAUCAAAAAUUACUUAUAUGCACGCCAAAAUCCCAAGGAUGGGGGAUGGGGACUACAUAUUGAAGGCGAGAGCUCUGUAUUCGGGACCAGCAUGAACUAUGUGGUGCUGCGGCUGCUUGGAGCGAGUGCGGAGGACCCUAGGAUUAUCAAGGCGAGGGGUUUGUUACAUAAGAUGGGUGGUGCGGUGUAUGGGCCGCAUUGGGCCAAGUUCUGGCUUGCAGUACUGGGAAUUGCGGGUUGGGAUUUGGUCAACCCAGUCCCGCCAGAGUUUUGGCUUCUUCCGGACUGGGUGCCAUUAGCGCCGUGGAGGUGGUGGAUACACAUGCGGAUGGUAUUCCUGCCCAUGAGCUAUGUGUAUUCCAAGCGGUGGCAGUAUCCCCUGAACGACCUUACGCGAUCACUACAACAGGAGUUGUUCACGGAGCCAGUUGAGCAGAUCAACUUCCUGUCUCACCGGAACAGCAUUCACGUAAAAGACAACUACCAUCCCAAGAGCUGGCUCCUAAACUCCGUGAACUGGGCACUGGUCAAUGUCUGGAACCCGUAUCUUCGACCAAAUUUCCUGGUCAAGAAAGCAGAAGACUGGGUAUGGUGGUUGGUCCAAGAGGAAGAUCACAACACAGAGUAUACCAAUCUUGGACCUGUCAAUGGGCCCAUGAAUACACUGGUCUGCUAUAUUAAAGAAGGGCCGGAUUCCUACUCAGUCCAGGAACACCGGAAAACACUCCCCGAGUUUCUCUGGGUAAAAGGCGAAGGCAUGCUGAUGAACGGUACCAAUGGAGUCCAAGUCUGGGAUACCGCUUUCCUCAUCCAAGCUUGCGUCACCGCCGGCUUCGCGCAAGACCAGAAGUGGAAGCCCAUGCUUCUCAAAGCGCUCGAAUUCCUCGAGGCCCAGCAAAUGCGCGAGGAGGUGCGCGAGCAGAAGAGAUCGUACCGCCAGAGCCGCAAGGGCGCCUGGGGCUUCAGCACUAAAAAGCAAGGGUAUACCGUCUCCGACUGCACCUCCGAAGCCCUCAAAGCCGUCAUGAUGCUCCAAAACAUCCCCGGCUAUCCACAGCUCAUCUCCGCAGACCGCCAGCAACAAGCCAUCGACGUCCUCCUCACGAUGCAGAAUGCCUCUGGGGGCUGCGCCUCCUACGAGCCGACUCGCGGCCCCGUCUACCUCGAGUGGCUCAACGCCGCUGAAGUCUUCGGCCGCAUCAUGAUCGAAUACGACUACCCGGAAUGCACGACCGCCGUCGUCGGGGCCCUGUCUAUGUUCACGGACCGCUUCCCGGACUACCGCUCGUCCCACAUCGCAGACUUCAAGGCGCGUGCCGUCGAGUAUAUCCGCACUGAACAGCGCGCCGACGGCUCCUGGUACGGCUCCUGGGGCAUCUGCUUUACGUACGCCGGCAUGUUCGCGCUCGAAGCCCUUGCAUCGGUCGGGGAAACCUACGAGAACUCGGAGCGGGUGCGCCUCGCCUGUCAAUUCUUCUUAGACCGCCAGAUGGAGGAUGGCGGGUGGGGCGAGACGUACAAGAGCUGCGAGAGCGGGACGUACUGCCAGCAUGAGCAGAGCCAGGUCGUGCAGACUGCGUGGGUGUGCAUUGCGCUGCUCGAGGCAGGGUAUCCGGAUCCGGAGCCGCUGAAGAAGGCGCUGAAGAUGAUUAUGGGGAGGCAGUGUGCGAAUGGGGAGUGGAAGCAAGAAGCAAUCGAGGGGGUGUUUAAUAAAUCUUGCAUGAUUUCGUAUCCGAACUACAAGUUCACGUUCACAAUCAAGGCGAUGGGUAUGUUUGCUAAGAAGUGGGGUAAUAUUGAGUUGCUGUAAUGACGGCUGUCGGGUAGGCUCUAUGUAGAGAGUGGUUUUUGCGGACUGGUAGAAGAUUAGUAGAAAAUAAUAUGAGAUGUGGCGUCUACUGGACGCAGGUCGGGUU
Molecule: messenger RNA, 2434 nt
Organism: Mytilinidion resinicola
Lineage: Eukaryota; Fungi; Ascomycota; Dothideomycetes; Mytilinidiales; Mytilinidiaceae
Product: terpene synthase
Exons: 4
Coding region: 97-2328 (743 amino acids)
Biological process (GO): ergosterol biosynthetic process; triterpenoid biosynthetic process
Cellular component (GO): lipid droplet
Molecular function (GO): lanosterol synthase activity
Source: RefSeq, a predicted model, not a curated record